This is a messenger RNA of Rangifer tarandus platyrhynchus (Svalbard reindeer), 282 nucleotides long. Lineage: Eukaryota; Metazoa; Chordata; Mammalia; Artiodactyla; Cervidae. The record is from the annotation of a GenBank genome assembly.
AUGCACUCGGCGCGCGAGCCGGCUCGGGGACGCCGGCGUGAGCGCGCGCGUGCGCUCUUCGAAGCCCAGCCGGCGGCGCCGAUAGAGGGCAGCAGAGAGAGGAGAGCGGGGCCGGGUGGCGAGCAGCUCCUCUCGGGGAUUGAAGCUGGUGGCCCAGUGGAGAUGCUUCGCGGUCCCCCAGAAACACCGGGAGAGGUUCCAGUGAAGGACCGAGUGAAGGCUCCAGAUGAAGAGGGAGGCGGAAAGCGCUGGCAGCCAAAACCGUUCUCAGCUAAUCUUUGA